Molecule: messenger RNA, 2837 nt
Organism: Prunus avium (sweet cherry)
Lineage: Eukaryota; Viridiplantae; Streptophyta; Magnoliopsida; Rosales; Rosaceae
Product: Leucine-rich repeat protein kinase family protein
Biological process (GO): protein phosphorylation
Molecular function (GO): receptor serine/threonine kinase binding; protein kinase activity; ATP binding
Source: RefSeq, a predicted model, not a curated record
GCGUAGCGUCAUCAACCAACUGAAAAAGAAAGAGAGAGCAGAAAGCUAGGUAAAAUUACACAUGCAGCUAUAAAACUUAUAACUUAAAAACUCAACCUUUUCAUGAGCCAAAAACAAGGUGACAGAUGGAUGUUUCUACGUUUUCAAGUUGCUGCUGAAAGAGGGCAAGAAUACUGGUUUGUAGAGUAUAAGAAGAAGUAAAUCCUACUCCAUUAAUGCUGCAGACAGAGAGCCCUGAUCUUCGAGAAAGAACACCAUGUGGGAAAACUUUAAUGCCAUAAAUUGAGUCAAAUAAGUUGAGUGAUCAUCUUGGGACUUCAAAGCUUCUGCCUUUUCCCUGUCUCUGCCCUGCUUCUGCUGCGUGGAACUCUCUCAAAUGCUUGAGGAAUCGUUUGUCUUUUAGCUUAUUUCAGACAUUUGAUUUCUUCAUGGGCAUUGCUAAGAAAAGGGAAUUUUUCAUGGGGUGUUGUAGAUCAUUUCUGCUAUUCUGUUUUGCAAGUAGUUUCUUUUUUCUGGGUACUCAUCAACUCCAGUCGUCUCAGACCCAAGUGCUUAUGCAGCUAAGGAAGCAUUUAGAGUACCCAAGGCAACUGGAAAUUUGGAAUGAUCACACCAUAGAUUUUUGCUCCAUUUCUUCACUUUCACAAGUACACAUGACAUGCUUGGACAAUCUUGUCACUGAGCUCAGAGUUCUGGGUGAUAAGCCAGCAAAAGUUAGUGACUUUAAUGGCUUUUCAAUUCCAAACCAAACUUUAUCAGAGGCCUUCUCUUUGGAUUCUUUUGUGACUACUUUGGCAAGGCUAAACAGUUUGAAAGUCCUCAGUCUUGUGUCUUUGGGCAUCUGGGGUCAACUUCCAGAUAAAAUUCAUAGGUUGUCUUCCCUUCAAUAUCUGGACUUGAGUUCAAACUACCUCUUUGGCUCAAUUCCACCCAAGGUUUCUGCAAUGGUGAAGCUUCAAACUCUUAAAUUUGAUGACAAUUUCUUAAAUGAAACUAUGCCCAAUUGGUUUGAUUCACUCUCCAAUAUUACAACUCUAAGCUUGAGGAACAACCAGUUGAAGGGUUCAUUACCAGAUCUUAGUAGCUCAAGCAGCUUACAUGUGCUGGAUUUGAGUGGGAACAAAUUGAAUUCUAAGCUACCCUCAAUGCCAAAAGGGUUGGUCAUGCUUUUGCUCAGCAACAAUUCCUUCUCUGGUGAUAUUCCUAAGGAAUAUUGCACACUAAGUGGACUUCAACACCUUGAUAUGUCACACAAUGCAAUCAGAGGCACACCUCUUGCUGCAAUAUUCUCUUUGCCCAAUAUGAGUUACUUGAACUUGGCUUCAAAUUUGUUGAGUGGUUCACUUCCAGGCCACCUAAUCUGUGGAAGCAAACUUGAUUACAUUGAUAUAUCAAAUAAUAGUUUGACAGGUGAGUUGCCCUUUUGUUUGAGAACUGAAUCAGAAAAGAGAGUUGUUAAGUUUGGUGGGAAUUGCUUAUCCAUUGGUAUGCAGCAUCAGCAUGAACUAUCAUAUUGCAAGGAAGUGAGCCCAAAGGAAAAACAAUCUGGAGGAAAAGAUGUAGGGAUCUUGGUGGGUGUGAUUCUAGGAUUAGUUGUGCUUACAGUGCUUUUGGUUUUAAGCUUUAUCAUUUUCUGUAGAAGAUAUUGCCCUCGGGGGAUAUCGGAGCAGCAUUUACUGCAUAAAUCAGUGGAAGAUAAUUCAGCAGUAGGGCUCUCCUCUGAGAUUCUAGCAAAUGCAAGGUAUAUUUCACAAGCUGCAAAAGUAGGUAUACAAGGUCUCCCAGUGUGCAGGACAUUUGCUUUAGAAGAGUUGAUGGAAGCCACCAACAACUUUGACAACUCUGUCUUUUUGGGUGAAGGUUCAUAUGGGAAGCUUUACAAAGGAAGACUAUACAAUGGGACUCUAGUUUCUAUAAGGUGCCUGCCAUUGUCAAAGAAGUACUCAAUUCGAAACGUUAAACUCCGGUUGGAUCUGCUUGCCAAGCUCCGUCACCAGCAUUUGGUAUGCCUUUUAGGCCACUGCCUCGAUGGUGGUGUACGCAAUGAUUACAGUCCAAACAAGGUCUAUCUUGUAUCUGAAUAUGUGCCAAAUGGGAACUUCCGUGCUCAUCUCUCUGGGAAUAGUCCUGGAAAGGUUCUCGACUGGUCAGAGAGAUUGGCAGUUCUAAUUAGUGUGGCCAAAGCUGUGCACUUCUUACAUACUGGAAUUAUUCCUGGUUUCUUCUGCAACCGAUUGAAGACGAACAAUAUCUUGCUAAAUGAGCAUGGCAUGGCAAAAUUGAGUGACUAUGGGUUGUCCAUUCUUGCAGAAGAAACUGAUAAAUCUAAGGCAAACGAUGGCCUUUCAUCAUGGCAAAUGACAAGUUUAGAGGAUGAUGCUUAUAGCUUUGGAUAUAUAUUACUUGAGGCUCUUGUUGGACCUUCCAAGUCUGAUAGAAGAGAGGCUUUCAUGCAAAAUGAUAUGGCAUCUCUUAAUAGCCUAGACGGCCGGAAGAAAAUAGUUGAACCAAUUGUUCUAGCUACUUGCUCACAAGAAUCCUUAUCGAUCGUGAUCUCUAUAACAAACAAAUGUAUUUGUCCAGAGUCAAGCCGUCCAUCUUUUGAGGACAUCCUUUGGAACUUACAGUAUGCAGUUCAAGUCCAGACCACGGCGGAUGGAGACCGAAGAUUUGACUCUGCAUCACAUCAAUAUUGAGUUGUAAAUUUGUUGCUACUCCAAAUCAUUGCCAUUUCAGUAUUGUAAUUUUCAAUUUAUAGCAUACUUCUGAGGCUAAAUAAACAAAGGAAUGUGCCUCAAUUUGGUAGUUUUUACUAGAUUUGUAGUUGGGAUGUGUAU